This is a messenger RNA of Drosophila sulfurigaster albostrigata, 2310 nucleotides long. Its product is annotated as sodium-independent sulfate anion transporter. Bases 103 to 2310 code for a protein of 735 amino acids. Gene Ontology annotation, biological process: transmembrane transport. Lineage: Eukaryota; Metazoa; Arthropoda; Insecta; Diptera; Drosophilidae. Gene Ontology annotation, molecular function: sulfate transmembrane transporter activity. The record is from RefSeq and is a predicted model, not a curated record. Gene Ontology annotation, cellular component: membrane. The transcript is spliced from 2 exons.
GUGCAAUUGAUUAAUGGAAAAUUUGUGGCAUUUUUGGUGACAGCUGUGCCAGUUGAUUCAAGUCAAACAAAGAUGACGACGAUGAUCUGAUCCGAUCUGAUUAUGCGUAUAGCCCAGAAGUGUGGCCGAAACAAACAACCGAUAUCCCGUUUCCACAUUGUCGUUGCGAUAAGUGCUCGGCAUUCAACAGCAGCCACACAGCAUCCGGCUUUAUCAGUUAGUCGCCAACGGGCCAAGUUAACAGUCGCAGUUAACGGACAAGUGAAGAAUCGUGCCACAAUGUCCACACUCGAGAACGAGGUAACUUUCCGCAAGCAAGCGGAAGUGAAUCAGAAUCUAGAGGCGCAAUUUCGCAGCUCCUCGACGGACUUUAUAUUGCUCACUGAUCAUCGCACCUCCAAGUACAAAAGCCUUGAGCAACUCGAAGCAGCCAAGCAGGAAAAUGAGCCAGCUCCUUCGUGUUGUGCCAACUACCUGAGGAAUACAUUUCGGAUGAAGACGCUGAAGAAGCGAUUGCCCAUCAUCGGCUGGCUGCCCAAGUACAACAAAGCGGAUGCCUUUGGCGAUAUUAUUGCUGGCUUCACGGUUGGUCUCACAGUGAUUCCUCAGGGCUUGGCCUACUCCGGUGUCGUAGGACUGCCGGCAGAGUCAGGACUCUAUGGCUCCUUUUUGGGAUGUUUUGUGUACGUUUUGCUGGGCACUUGCAAGGAUAAUACGAUAGGCAGCACAGCUGUAGCCUCCUUGAUGACAUUUCAGUUUGCUCGCGGUUCCUGGGCACGUUCGGUUCUGCUCACUUUCCUCACCGGGUUGAUUGAGAUACUCAUGGCAAUCUUUAAAUUGGGCAGUCUGGUGGAGUUUGUGUCAGGUCCUGUGAGUGCAGGAUUCACCAGCGCCGUUUCCCUGAUUGUGCUCACCUCCCAGAUGAAAUACAUACUCGGUGUGAAUGGUGAUGGUGCUUCGUUCCUGGAGAGCUGGAUUAACAUGAUCAGCGACAUCAAGAACAUACGCAUUUGGGACAGUUGUUUGGGUUUCGGCUGCCUAGCGCUGCUGCUUCUUAUACGCAGUUUGAGCAGGUUCCGAGUGGGACCCAAGGAGAAAUCGCAACGCAGCCAGCUGCAGCGUGUGAUCAACGAGGUGAUCAAGUUUCUGGGCGUUACACGGAAUGCAUCGGUUGUGAUUGGUGCCACUUUGAUAGCCAUGUAUCUGGAAGGUAAUGGCAGCAAUCCUUUUGUGCUCACCGGCUACAUUCCACCGGGACUACCGACGAUAUCGCUGCCGAAAUUCUCCAUCGAGGCGCAGCCGGGCAAUGCGACUGCCGGAAUUCCUGCAGUGCCUGGCGAAAGCUUCUUCGAGAUGGUGCACACUUUGGGCUACGGUUUAAUUAUUGUGCCGAUUAUAGCGUUGCUCGAAAAUGUUUCCGUAUGCAAGGCUUUCGCCAAGGAUCGUCAGAUCGAUAUUAGCCAGGAGUUGUUUGCCACAGGCGUGGCAAACAUUGCCAACUCCAUGGUCAGUGGAUAUCGCAGCAACGGCGGCUUAGCUCGCUCUGCUGUCAAUAAUGCCAGCGGAUGUCGCACCAAUAUGUCCAAUUUAUAUAUUGGCAUGAUUGUGGUGAUGUCAAUCAGCUACCUCACCGAAUACUUUUACUUCAUUCCGAAAGCUGUGCUAGCUUCCAUCAUCAUUUCCGCUGUUGUUUUCCAGAUGCAAUAUCAAUGUAUUAUGCCCAUGUGGCGCAGCAAACGCUCCGAUCUUGUGCCUGGCGUGUUUGCUUUCAUCACCUGUCUGGUGCUUCCUUUGGAAAUUGGCAUCACAGUGGCCAUUGGCGCUAAUCAACUCUACAUACUUUAUCAUUCUGCAAGACCCAAAGUUACACUUGAGCAGCUGGAAACGGAUCAGGGCAUUAAGUUUGUAAAGAUUACACCCGAUCGAUGCUUAAUAUUUCCCUCGGUGGAGUUUGUGAGGAACAUGGUGCUCAAGUCUGGCAGCAAGACAACGCUGCCUGUGGUCAUCGAUUGCACUUAUAUUUAUGCUGCUGAUUUUACCGCUGCCAAAGUCAUCUCCUCCAUGGUGGAUGACUUCCGGCGGCGCCAGCAGAAGAUUAUAUUCUUCAACCUCAAACCGAGUGUGGUCAGCAUCUUUGAAGGACUCAAGACCAAGCUGGUGUUGUGCUAUAACAUGCAUGCCCUCAACCAGGAACUUCUGCCGAAUUCCGCAGAGAAUCUUUCGCGUUCAGUGGACUCGCUGGACAUUGAAGGCGGCACAAAUGAGUGUGUGAGCAUGACCAGCACUAGCACCUUAUCACUGGCCAAAUAA